Messenger RNA from Micropterus dolomieu (smallmouth bass), 1186 nucleotides. RefSeq names its product ribonuclease P/MRP 38 subunit (gene rpp38). The record is from RefSeq and is a predicted model, not a curated record. The transcript is spliced from 2 exons. Bases 127 to 960 code for a protein of 277 amino acids. Gene Ontology annotation, molecular function: ribonuclease P activity; ribonuclease P RNA binding. Gene Ontology annotation, cellular component: ribonuclease MRP complex; nucleolar ribonuclease P complex; fibrillar center. NCBI's taxonomy places the organism in Eukaryota, Metazoa, Chordata, Actinopteri, Centrarchiformes, Centrarchidae. Gene Ontology annotation, biological process: tRNA 5'-leader removal.
CUGUGGCACCUUUUAAAUAAAGUUAUUUCAAUUCAAACAAAAAUGGCGGCGCCCUGUGGCCCACCUGUGUUGUCGGACUGAAAGAGAGUUUACAGCAUUAAAAUCAGGUGUAAUUUCAGAGGAGGUAUGGCCAGUGCAGGAAAGCCAGGUAAAAGGGCCAACAAAAAGGAAACCAAAAGGCAUGUUCCAACCAAGACCUCCUUCAACUCACCAUUCACUCCAAAAUGGAGCCCACUUCCCCAAGAAGACAUGCAUUUCAUCCUGAAAACCCUGAACGACAAGCUGGUUUCCACUGGUCUCGAGAAGAAAGAGGUGAAAGUGUUUCGCCCGUGGAGGAAAAAGAGAGACCCGAAACCUGCUGCCACAUCAGAACCUGUUCCUCAGGUGAGCCAGGAUGCACAGGUGCAGGAGUCUUCCAAAAAUGGCUGGACAGACGUGGCAGCCAGAAGACAACUGGCCAUUGGCAUCAACGAGGUCACCAAAGCUCUGGAGAGGAACAAGCUCAAACUGUUGCUCGUGUGCAAGUCUGUCAAACCACAACACAUGACGGAUCACCUGAUAGCGCUGAGUGCAACGAGAGGAGUGCCGGCCUGCCAGGUGCCUCGGCUGAGCCAGAGUGUGUCGGAGCUGCUGGGCCUGAAAAGUGUCCUCGCACUGGGGUUUAGACGGUGUGCCUCCAAAGAUGACGAGGCGUUCGCUGACAUUGUUGAUGCCAUUGCACCCAGGGUGCCUUCACUGGACGUUGCGUGGCUACAAGGUGUAGCACCCAGUGUAACACCUGAAGACCCCACUGACAUGGAAGAGGAGGAAGCUGGCGGGAAGAAGGGCCAAAAAAGGAAGCUUGAGAGUGAAUCUGAGGAGGUCACAGAGUCGGCCUCGUCCUGCGCUCUGCAACCCCUCAAAUUGAAAAAAAUAGUUGCUAACCCUGAAAAGAAAAGUAAAAGAAAGGUGAAGUCGUAGCCAGCUGAAUGAAACACAAAUUCUGCCUAGAUGUUUCAGCUCUGUGGCUUCCAAUGUUUUCUGGCUUUUGACCUCUUGAAAUGAGUCUACUCGGGACCCCUUUGUUUAAGGUUAUGGCCUUAAUCUGGACAUGAGUCAUUUUUCAAUUCCAGGCUUUUUCAUUUGAAGAAUUUUUAGUGGCCCAAAGAGGUUAAAAAGUCUCACAAAAUAAAUUUGUUUUGUUGAA